Mesocestoides corti is the source of this 351-nucleotide messenger RNA. Lineage: Eukaryota; Metazoa; Platyhelminthes; Cestoda; Cyclophyllidea; Mesocestoididae. The record is from the annotation of a GenBank genome assembly.
AUGGGCCACUUUCGUGCUACAGUUGUGGGAAAUUUUGUCAAGAAUAUUAAUCUUGCUGCCGGAAACCGUGUGACUGCCAUUAAUUACCUCGGAGAUUGGGGAACUCAACUUGGAAUGCUCUGUUUGGGUUAUAGCCACUUUGGUAACCCCCAUCUGCUUGAAACUGACCCUUUAAAACACCUUCAUUCGGUUUACGUGCGGGCAUGUCAGUCAUUUGGUUCUACGGACGACGGAAUGACAGACGCAUCGUCACUUUCAACGGCUCUCGAGACAGGCGAGAGACCCGACCUCGUCACACUCUGGUCCAAGUUUCGCAGCUGCAGUAUUGAGGAACUUAAGCGCCUCUAUGCG